UCCAACAACGACUAAAAAAUAGCCAAUGUGUCUAAACUUCAGAAGAUACUUGUCUGAAGUAAAUAUGUCGCAUAUUCUAAUAUUAAAUAGUAGUUGCAGUGUUAUUGUUGUGUCAGUCACUGGCAAAACACUGAAAGUCCUUUAGCGGAGGAAGGUCUGGCAAAGCGAAACUACACACAAACUCAGUCUCGUGCAAGCGUUUGCAGGUCCAAAACACGCAAAGUGACGUACACUCCCACGCUGUCUAAACAACAUGAAGGGACUUCGAGAGAGGCCGACCUGGUGAGACGGAAAUUCCCAUGCACUGGGGCUUUCCUGGACCAUUUUGUUUGCCUAUAUCAGUUGUUGUUAGUCGCUUUUAAAAUUAUAAUUCGAAUGAAGUUAGAAUGAUGGACGAGUCUGACCCCCUAGCUCCGAGUCGCUUUAAUGACAGCAAGUUAAAAGUGAAAGAAAAAACGCCGUUAAAUCAGGUGAUGACUUUUAAAGCCUCCAACAUACAGAGACUGGUCCAGGUGGUGCAGAAGGUGGUGCAGAAGAGCUGCAGAACAGCCUGCCAGAUGUUCUGCUGCCCCUUAGAUACUCUGCUGUGUGAAAAGGUCACAUGCUGUCCAGGUGAACCUCAUCAACCUACGGGGGAUAAAACUACACAAUUGGCACUUCAGAAUCCACCAUCCACCAUUUUGAUUGUGAACAUCAGCAACUCCACCUUGAUCGACUGCGUCAUCGGAAACGACGCCUACCAAUCUGCGGCGGCUGAAAGUCGGCCUCUAAUGCAGGAACCUGAGCGUCGAAGGCAUGAUCCGGCGAGGUGCAGCUGCAGCCCUGGACAGCAGGGGGCAGCACAGACCUCUGCUCCCCCUCCUCCCCCUCCUCCUCCUCCCCUUGCAUCCGCCCAGCCUCGGAGCAUCAACAUCCACAGCUCCCGUCUCAACUGUGUCAUCAUCGGAAACAACAACUACAUGCACGCCGAGCAGAUCCUCUCCACUGAAAUGGAAGUACUGCGUGUGUGAAGCUUUGACACACACACACACACAUGCACACAUGCACACACACACACACUACACUCUCUAUCAACACUGUCAUCUGGAGGAUCUAAGUAUGAGAGAAAACAUUCAUAGUCUCCACACCACUUUUUUUUUCUUUUUUAAAUUUACAUUUUAGAUUUGUGUCGGUCUUUCAUACCGACCUGUUAUUAGUUUGACGAUCGUGUUUUUUAUAUUUAUUUUUGGGGUAUUUUAUUUAUUUGACAGGAAAGAUGAAGACAUGAAGAACAAGAGGAGAGAGAGGGAAUGACAUGCAGCAAAGUCUGCCUCUUCUACUACUUCAGCAUUAUUUAAGGCCUCAUUUAACAAUGAUUAAAAUUAGCAAUAUAUCUGUAAUUAAUUCAUUGUG
Molecule: messenger RNA, 1392 nt
Organism: Etheostoma cragini (Arkansas darter)
Lineage: Eukaryota; Metazoa; Chordata; Actinopteri; Perciformes; Percidae
Exons: 5
Coding region: 387-1010 (207 amino acids)
Source: RefSeq, a predicted model, not a curated record